UUACCCCAAGGGCACCGUCUAUCGACUCAAUCAGAGAAGAGAGUCUACGUGCCGGUCGUCGUUGGGAUCAAAUCAGCCGGCCAGGCCCCCUGCUUCUCCAUGAGUCCGUUAGAAGGCCUACCCAGGUUUCUCCCCAUGGGUGGCCAAAGGAUGCUUGUGACUGUCAGGGACGGAGGGAAAUGAUAGUCUGAGUUUGGUGACUUGGCUUAUACUUAAUAGCAUGCUGGCGUUCCCAGACUCUACGAGCCCGUCCCUUCUCCUCUAGCAUAAUUCUACCUAAUUGUCGUCAGCUACUCACGCCGUCAUGGUAUUGGUACAGGAGGUCGACGAGAAGAAGCAGGGCUCCCUGCCCGAGGCUGUCCUCCUCGAGGACAAGAGCCUCUACUCCGCCGAUUCACCUAGUUGGACGGAAGAAGAGGAGACUGUUGUACGCAGGAAACUCGAUCGACAACUUGUUCCCAUGCUCACCAUAUUAUAUCUCCUCUGCUUCCUCGAUCGGGUAAAUAUUGGCAACGCACGGAUUCAGGGGCUGUCGGAAGAUUUGAACCUCGUUGGUUACCGCUUCAAUAUUGCUACAAGCAUCUUCUAUGUCGUGUAUCUCGUGGUGGAGGUACCCUCAAAUAUCCUCCUUAAACGCGUUGGCCCACGGUUCUAUAUUCCAUCUUUGGUUCUUGGGUUUGGGGCCGUGUCUAUAGGAACAGCAUUCGUGCGAACCUAUGAGCAAUUAGUAGGAGUGCGAGUAUUGCUGGGUGUGUUCGAGGGUGGCGCCUUUCCUGGCAUUGCCUUUUAUCUGAGCUCGUUCUAUAAGAGAAAAGAGCUGUAUUUCAGAGUUGGUAUAUAUGUAUCUGCAGCGUCGGCCGCCGGUGCCUUCGGUGGACUGCUUGCUGCCGGAUUUUCACAAAUUCCAGAAUGGGGGAUUGCUGGGUCAAAAUUGCAUACAUGGCGUAAUAUAUUCUUCUUCGAGGGGAUAAUUACCGUGAUAGCAGCCAUAGUGGCGCCAUUCAUCCUACCACAAAGUCCAGAAACCGCCAACCACCUAUCCACACGUGAGAGGUGGAUCGCUGCUGAACGGGUUCGUCUGGAGCACAAGGAAUCCAGCAAUGAGAAAGUCGAGAUGCGUCAUAUCAAACGUGCAGUCAGCAACAUCAAUAACUAUAUCUGUGCAGCUGGGUUCUUCUUCAUCAAUAUCACCGUUCAAGGACUAUCUGUGUUUCUUCCGACUAUCCUACAGGAGAUCGGGUAUCGCGGGUUGACAGCACAAUAUUACAGCGUUCCCGUAUACGUUGCAGCAUCGCUCAUUGCUAUUGCUAUUGGAUACAUCAGCGACAAAACAAAAAUGCGCGGUAUAUACCUCGCAGGCUUUACGAUCUUGGGAAUUACAGGGUUCGGCUUGUUGCGCUGGGGCAGCGGUAGUCAGCUUAAAUAUGCUGCUGUUUACCUCUGUGCGGUGGGCGCAUUCCCAGGUGGCCCCGGUUUCCUCUCGUGGGGUAUCAAUAACGCCGCCGGGCCGUCCGUUCGUGCCGUAUCCAGUGGCUAUAUCGUCUCCCUCGGGACGGCGGGAGGGAUUCUAGCUGUUUGGGCCUAUCUUCCAAGCGAUGCUCCCAACUUCCCUAUAGGGCAUUCCAUCAACUUUGCUGCUCAAGUCGUUGUAUUGUUUCUUUCCAUCUUUGGUAUUUUCUACUGCCUACGCGAAAACCGCCUCCGGGCACAUGGUGGUCGCGAUUAUCGGCUCGAAGGGCUCACGGAGGAAGAAAAGGCUGAUCUCGGAUACAGGCACCCGGAUUUUAGGUACAUCACUUAGUUACUCCGUGGUUGGAGAAAGACACGGACCUUUCCUCACUCUCUUGUCGGCGUCGUCUCCACGAAGGAACUCAUUCUGUCGUAUAUAAUUAAAGUCCAUGUAUCAUUACCGGAGAAGCUGCAAAGGAGCAUGAGCGAUGUUGUGAUUUCUG
This is a messenger RNA of Xylaria bambusicola, 1952 nucleotides long. Its product is annotated as MFS general substrate transporter. Gene Ontology annotation, molecular function: transmembrane transporter activity. The record is from RefSeq and is a predicted model, not a curated record. Gene Ontology annotation, biological process: transmembrane transport. NCBI's taxonomy places the organism in Eukaryota, Fungi, Ascomycota, Sordariomycetes, Xylariales, Xylariaceae. The transcript has 4 exons. Gene Ontology annotation, cellular component: membrane. The coding region runs from base 305 to 1801 and encodes 498 amino acids.